GUCCUCGGUGGAUACCUGCUAAGUGGGUGCGGCCAUGGCUACAGCAACCUCGCUCGCCCUUGAACCCGGCGCCUGGAGAACAAGGUCCCACGCUUGGAGGGGAAGCAUCAGAGGAGAACAUCAGCUGGAAUAAGCUGCUCUCUCCAGUUUGAGGUUUUUCUGGUUAAAGAAAGAGUAAAAUGGCCUUGAUGUUGCUCAGUCGACAGCUGACUUGUUCUCUGCAACAGAACUCCAGGCUAUUUGCAUGUGGGCAUAGAUUGAUCAGUCAAACUGCAGCUAAAAUUGAUGUGGACUUUGAUUAUGAUGGACCGUUAAUGAAGACAGAAGUUCCUGGGCCUAGGUCCAGAGAGUUAAUGAAACAGCUAAAUGGAAUUCAGAAUGCAGAAGCUGUGCAUUUUUUUUGCAAUUAUCAAGAGAGCCGAGGGAACUACCUUGUAGACGUAGAUGGCAACCGCAUGCUGGAUCUCUACUCUCAGAUUUCAUCCAUCCCAAUAGGUUACAGCCAUCCAUCUCUGAUAAAACUUCUCCAGCAGCCACAGAACUUGAGUACAUUUAUUAACAGACCUGCUGUUGGGAUUUUACCUCCAGGGAAUUUUGCUGAAAAAUUAAAGGAAUCUUUGCUUUCGGUGGCUCCGAAGAGCCUGCAACAGGUUAUCACCAUGUCCUGUGGAUCCUGCUCUAAUGAAAAUGCCUUUAAAGCAAUAUUCAUGUGGUACAGGAACAAAGAAAGGGGUAAUAAUAAUGUCACAAAAGAAGAACUGGAGACGUGCAUGAUUAACCAGUCUCCAGGCUGCCCUGACUAUAGUAUUCUGUCCUUCAUGGGUGGAUUCCAUGGAAGAACCCUGGGUUGCUUAGCUACAACUCACUCUAAAGCAAUUCACAAAUUAGACAUUCCAUCAUUUGACUGGCCAAUUGCUCCAUUCCCAAGACUAAAAUACCCCCUGGAAGAGUUUGUGAAAGAGAAUCAACAGGAAGAAGCCCGCUGUUUAGAAGAGGUGGAAGAUCUGAUUGUAAAGUACAGGAAAAAGAAGAAGAUUGUUGCUGGAAUAAUCAUUGAACCAAUUCAGUCAGAGGGGGGAGACAAUCAUGCUUCAGAUGACUUCUUCAGAAAGCUACGGGACAUUACCAGAAAGCAUGGCUGUGCAUUUCUGGUGGACGAGGUGCAAACAGGAGGCGGCUGCACUGGGAAGUUUUGGGCCCAUGAACACUGGCGCCUAGAUGACCCAGCUGAUGUGGUAACAUUUAGUAAGAAGAUGAUGACAGGAGGAUUUUUUCACAAGGAAGAGUUCAGGCCCAAUGGUCCAUAUCGGAUUUUUAACACCUGGCUUGGAGAUCCUGCCAAGAACCUCAUGCUUGUUGAAGUCCUUAACGUUAUUAAGAGGGAAGACCUUCUAAACAAUGCAACCCAUGCAGGGAAAGCUCUACUGGCCGGGCUGCUGGACUUGCAGACUCGUUACCCCCAUCUCAUCAGCAGAGUGAGAGGGCGAGGGACAUUCUGUUCGUUUGACACUCCAAAUGAUGAAACUAGGAACAAGCUAAUUGCAACAGCCAGAAACAAAGGUGUUGUCCUGGGAGGCUGUGGUGACAAAUCGAUCCGUUUCCGCCCAACUCUGAUCUUCAAGGAUCACCACGCGCACCUCUUUCUGAACAUCUUCAGUGACAUCUUAGCAGACUUCAAGUAAACACACAUUUUCUUGUACUGAACAGUCCAGUCCUCUAUGAUUAUGAAAUUAAUUUACUGAAUUGAUAUAUAUAUAUAUAUAUAUAUAUAUAUAUAUAUUCAUUCAUUCACUCGCUCACUUACAGGACAAAGUGUGAAUUCAUAAAAUGAAGCUGUUGGUUUUUUUCCCAUGCUUACCAGCAAGUCAAGCUGCUUUAAACUGAAACUCUGGAUGCUCAUGGAGCUUUGGAGUUUCACAGACCCCUAGCAAGUGCAUCUAAAUGCCUGUGCUCUGAGUAGUGUGUUUGCAGGGGAUAUUGCACUUGUUGAGUGCUAGAUUGCACUCCGUUUUCAGCCUUGGGUCAGAGCAGGAAACAAGGAAUAACUCUACAGACAUGCACUGCCUUGCAUAUUUGAUUAUUUAAACAUAACACAAUAAUAUCUAUAUUUUCAUAGGUAAAUGCUGUAGCUUUCCUUUCUCCGCUUUGUGUCCAGAGGGAGCAGCAGGUCUUGUGAGUGUGGGGUAGAAGCUUAGGAGAUGUCUGCCAGGCAGAAAGUGCCACUGUCUGACAGUGACUGGGAGGAGAGAACAAAGGUUUCAAAGCAGGUUCUGCUUUCCAGCACUGCCAAGUACAAUAUUUCAGAGAAUUACUUCCAGCUGUGGCCCCAUAAAUACAAACACACCAUCUGCCAUACCAGACUGGACCAAGGGACCAUCAGAACUGCCUAUACCUAGUUCUUUAGAGGCAUUGAUGCACCUGGCCAGUUGAGUAGUACGUGGAAGUGAGUGGGGGGGGAAUAAUUCCUUUCUGGCCCUUGAUUAGUUAUUCCUAAUGUAUAAAGUCAGACUUUGUGCACACAAAACUGUACCCAAAAGUUUCUGAAUUGCUGAAGCUUAGGAAAUAAAAUGAAGCAUGUACUGCAGCCUUAUUUUAGCAAUCUAAAAUGCGUUGGGCUGCAGGAUUAUUUAACCUGCUUGCCCAUAAUAUGCAGCCAUUGAUUUAGCAAAAGUUCUAAGAUAAAUCAAUGACUGCAUAUUCAAGGUAUUUUGCAAAACCACAGAUGCAUUGUUUUGUACGGAGCCAUUUCUUGACAUCAGAUCUGUUGUGAUGGAGUCCUUACCAAGUGCACAGCUCUAAUGCAAAAUAAUUCUAUUGUUUUAGUAGAUUUCUUCUUUCAUGCUUUAGGGGUCCUUUAGAAAAUCACAGGAUCUAUAAAUGUCAGUGGUCUGUUAAUCUGUUCACUAUCAGACAGUUGUUUUGGGGUAUCGCCUUUCGUCUGUCCAAUAGAAAGAAUAUUUUCAUGAAGCUGAUUUGCUAAGCUAGUGCUGUUAUGUAUUUCCUUUCUCUUCACUAGGGAACCCGUUUGAAUUUUGACUGAAUAAUGACUGAACGUCAUUUAGGGUGAAAAAUAUUUUGAACUGACUUGUGAAUUUUUCAUGUCCUGAGCCAAUAAAUAAGUAUUAAAAAUUAAAUUCAGUGGAAGCACUUAAAUAUUUAGGUUGAGACCUGCUCAGCAGCAUAGGAGAUUUAGACAUAAGUUCUGAUAAUUUCAAUUAAAGAUAUGUCUAAGUCUUCUGGUCUGUUUUGAAAACCAUAAUAUUUCUGCCUAAGAAGCAACUUCGAUAAUUACUGCCAACUAGCAACCAAGGAAAUUCACUUCUGCUAAUUUAAAAAUAAGGAGAUCCUUGUAAGCCUGUCUGUGCUACACACUGGAACUCUGGAACUCAUUGGUCAGAAUUUUCAUAGUGUAGACAGGGCUUUUGACUGUAAAUUUUCUGAUGAUUAUCUGUAAAAGUUCAUAGCUAGGGAAAUAGCCAGCAAAAGUCAGGAUAAAACUUGGAAUUAUAUGUAGAUUACAAAAGACUAGAUGAAGGGUUGGUGAAUAACUGUAAAGUGAAACCUCAUUGUCAUCACAGUCCAAGCAGAAAGUUAAACUAAAAAAUUACUCAUUUGACAACAUUUUGGGAAUUAGUUCAUUCAACACAUCUGUCCGUAGAUUUUAAUAAAUGUCUCUAGCAAAUCUUGUACUUUUACAGAUUCAAAGAUCCAGUAAUGAAGUCUUAUCACAUCCUCACUUUUAUUAUAAAUACUCUUGGUGUUUUUUAUAACUCUUACUGACACUCAGUAAUUGUAUAAAAUUGUGCACAAUGUAUGUUGAUCAGAUUAUGUUAGAAAAUAUACAUAGAGAGCACUGCAGCCUAAGCAUAAUAAAGUAAUAAUGUUUACAGCAUAUUGUGGACCGUGCCAAAUGUUUAAACAAAAAUACCUAACUGCACUUCAUGAUGUAACUGGUAGCAAUGUACACGAAUCCAUGAAAUAAGUUUCCGGUGUAAUCAGUAUUAUUAAAUAAAAUAUUUAUAAUUGAACUCC
This is a messenger RNA of Dermochelys coriacea (leatherback sea turtle), 4032 nucleotides long. RefSeq names its product 4-aminobutyrate aminotransferase (gene ABAT). The transcript is spliced from 16 exons. Gene Ontology annotation, molecular function: pyridoxal phosphate binding. NCBI's taxonomy places the organism in Eukaryota, Metazoa, Chordata, Testudines, Dermochelyidae. The record is from RefSeq and is a predicted model, not a curated record. Gene Ontology annotation, biological process: GABA catabolic process. The coding region runs from base 180 to 1682 and encodes 500 amino acids. Gene Ontology annotation, cellular component: mitochondrion.